Medicago truncatula (barrel medic) is the source of this 2111-nucleotide messenger RNA. RefSeq names its product protein PTST homolog 2, chloroplastic. The transcript has 8 exons. The record is from RefSeq and is a predicted model, not a curated record. Bases 304 to 1875 code for a protein of 523 amino acids. NCBI's taxonomy places the organism in Eukaryota, Viridiplantae, Streptophyta, Magnoliopsida, Fabales, Fabaceae.
AUCCACCUAUUCAUUCAAGUACCCAACAAAAAAUUAAAACAAUCCCAUCCAACCACAUGAUCAAUUUAUGAGACUUUGCUUUCUUCUCACUUCACUUUAGUAUAAAUCAGAAAAUAAAUGCCACUAAAUAACUCUGUAUACAACAAUUGUGAAAUGUGUGCAUAAACAUUAAACAAUAUUAAAAUAACUCUGAAACCCUUUUCCAGUGAAAUUUCUAUCACGCUAUUGUUCUUUCCUUGGUUAUAGCACAGCACCUUGUUUUUCUUCUAACGCCGUGUAACUGUUCGACGAAAUGCCUGAACCAUGCAUUCUCUCACCUUCCCACAUUUGACCCUUUCUCUCUUUCCCCCUAUCUUUGUCUCAUCACACUCUUCAAGAAAAGUUCAAAACUUCGCAGUUUUAAGCGAGUUUAGUUUGGUUCUUGGGCGUGAAAGUUCUAUCAGAAAAGAUCAUUUUUACACUCAAAAGGGUUUGUAUUGGUCUUGUUCUCGGUUUUUGACACGGUGCAAGGAUUGGGCUGGUGAUUUUUCGUCUUUGGAGGAGGAGUUGUUGGAGUUCAUGCAGAAUUCGGAGAAUCCAGAAAGGUUUCCUACAAAGGAGGAGUUGAUUAGAGGUGGGAGAGUGGAUUUGGUUGAAGGGAUUGUUAAAGAAGGUGGGUGGUUAUCUUAUGGGUGGAAUUUGAAUCAUGGGUCUGUUGAAAGUGUUGAUUUUGAAGAUGGGAAUGUAGCUAAGGCUUCUGGGGUUGCUGCUUCUUCGAAUUCGGAUGAUUUGUCUUUGGCUAACUCUUCUCAACCAGCUGAAUCAGUGGAAAUAGAAGCUGAGGAGUCUGGUAUUGAGGGCAUACUUAAUCGUUUGGAGAAAUACAGAAAUAGUUCUUUCGGAGGUGGAUUCGGAGAGAAAGAAGUUGGUGUUUCGUCCGAUAAUAAAAAAGAUAAAGAGGAAUGGGAUCAUAGAACCAUAAAAGAUGGAGUAGCUGCCAAACUUAACAAUAGUAGUAGACAAUCCUCAUUGAACCCAACAACCAGUCCCCUCAGUGGUUCCCAGAUCAAACUUGAUCAACACGGAUCUCAACUAGCUUCUAAUAAUUCAAGAAACUCAAUUAAGCCAGAGACAUGGAGAAGUUGGAUUGAUCAGAGAACUGGUUUUUCAAACGCAGAUUUUGAAGAUGCUGAAAUUGUUCCCAGUGAAACUCAGAAAGGACGUGCGAGCGAUGUUUCAGGACGACUUGAAAUCGUCAAAAUAGGAGAGUUUUCUGACGAACCAAUAAACAGAGAAACAGGAUUAGAUACUCUUGACACAAUUGUAAAUGCAAAUCACAAUGACAUUAAGUCCCGUAUCCAGCUUCUGGAAUCGGAGCUAUCCUCUGUACUUCAUUCGUUGAGGUCUAACACCAGUGAAGUUACAAUGCUAAUGGAGCAGAAGAAUUCUUCUGAUGAUCUAGCAAAGCUUUCCGAUGCUUGGGAAUUCCAGGAAACUGAAAUCAUGAAUUCUCAAGCCAGACUACGUUCGUUACGUGCCAAUUUGGCAGUGUUAGAAGGAAAGAUGGCAUUGGCAAUAAUGGAUGCACAAAAGGCUAUUGAUGAGAAGCAGAAGAAGAUUGAUCAUGCCCACAAAGCUUUGAAACUUUUGAAGCCGACUUGUGUAGUUUGGCCUAAUAUUGCUUCCGAAGUAUUUUUAGUAGGAUCAUUUGAUGGCUGGUCUUCCCAGAGAAAGAUGGAGAAAUCAAAUACUGGUAUAUUUUCUGUGUUUUUGCAGCUGUAUCCUGGAAAUUAUGAGAUCAAGUUUAUUGUUGACGGUGAAUGGAAAAUUGAUCCAUUGCGUCCGGUGGUUAACAACAAUGGCUACGUGAAUAAUCUUCUUGUCGUUCAUGAUUGAUGUAACAAAAAUACUGAGUGAGGAUGAGAAAAUAUCUGUAUAACAGAGAAGAGGAUGAAAUGCAUUAGGUUAGCCACCCAAUUUUUUUAGCCAUUUUUUCACUCUUGUACAAAGUAUAGAGUGAGUAGAUCAUUAUUCUUUUCUUCUGUCCUUGUAUGUUGCAACACUAAUAGAUGUAGAUAUCUUGACUGAUUUCAAACUAAUCUUAUUCAAUCAUUUUUAACACGUUCAUGCAA